Molecule: messenger RNA, 3103 nt
Organism: Folsomia candida
Lineage: Eukaryota; Metazoa; Arthropoda; Collembola; Entomobryomorpha; Isotomidae
Exons: 6
Coding region: 1116-3011 (631 amino acids)
Cellular component (GO): membrane
Source: RefSeq, a predicted model, not a curated record
ACUCUUUUGUCUUGGGUGGUUUGGUGUGCUGGGUAGUUAUAGCUGGUGAAUCUUGAUUGGUAUCUUUGUGUAGCGUGCUUUUUUACCAAGACACGAGUGGAAUUACAAUAUUAUUACUGGUUACCAGUUUUGUUUGGUCUUAUUUUUUUAGUGUGUCACACAUCUUUCUUUACUGCUGGAUGAAGGUGUGUUAAAAAAUAUUUUGCCAGUCAACUACUUAUUGCUAUCUUACUUAUAAUAAGUAAGAUACCACACCUCGCGACGACUGCGACUUUGCUGCUGCGCAUUGUUUUACCUUAAUUUAAUUUAUUGCAACACAUUAUCAUUUAAAUUGUAAAUAUGUGUAUGAAGCUGUAUGCAUGCAAAAAAUAAACUGAAAUAUUUUUGCUGCACUUUAGUCUGAGACGUUUGACAACGAGCUUGUUUGGAAUUUAAAUAUCAACCUAACAUCCAAGUGUAACUGAGGUCAUACCAGAAAAUAAUAAUACUGACGGAUAAUCUUAAAGUGGGAAAGUUUUGGAUUAUUCUGAAACACACAUCUGCGAUUACAUAGUGAGUUUGGCGACUAGAUGUGCUACGUAACAUGAAAAGUUUACAAGUUUUUUUUGUGUAGAUAAGUUUUAUUUAUUUUCAAUUUAAAUCUAAUAAAGUUGGCACUCACUUAAUCUUAAUUACGUAGUUGAGUUUCAAGAGUUUGUGCAUUAACAAUGCUAGCUAUAAAUUGAGCUAUAAAUACAUAUAUGCACAUCGCUUAAGCAGACGGCUUUGUUAAAAUAUUAUAUGUGAGACUGCGAAUGGCCUAGCAUAAAGAUGAAUGCGUUGUGUAAUUGGGUCUUAAUUUUGUGGCCGUCGGAACAAGUAAUACCUUAUUAAAUAAAAGAUAUUUCUUCCUAUCUUCUAUCUCAUCGUAAAAAAGUUGCAUAAAAAGUGAAUAAAAAACGACGAUAUAGAUGAUACCAUAUAGCCAGAAAAGCUAGCAGACCUUGUAAAAUGCCAUCAUCUGGAGGCCAUACUGUAAUAAUAAAGUUGUGAUGCUGUGAUGGUGUCAAAAACUUGUGACCAUUUCAACACUGUAAUAAUAUCCAAAAGCUGUGUACCACUGACUGUCUGCAACCAUGAAUAAUCUCGAUACAAAUCCCUUCCAGAAUAUUAUCCAACUUGAGGAAAUCACGCAUUUUCAGAAGCCUCACAAUCAACCCCCAAAAUCAAUUCUAGCCACGCACAAGUACAAAUCGUCAUCUCCGUUGGACUACGAUUAUCAAAAUGGUUUUGGUGGUAACAAAAGUGGGAAAAAAGUGUCAUAUUCUCUCAACAAAGAUGACGAACCUAUUCCAUCAACCUCAUCGGAAAAAAUAUUCAGCCAUUUAUCAGAACCGGGCCAGUUUUCGAAUAAUUUUGACCAUGAAUAUGACGCCAGUUUGAGAUACGGACCAACAACGAGUGAUAGUCAACCACAUUCUUCCGGUUGUAAUGGAAGGAUCGGAUUUCGAGAGCGGAUUAACGAGGAAGAUGAUAGUGAAAGUGACACCGAGUUUCGCCGAGAUUUUACCCAAUUGCCCACUCGUGGGAGGGGUGACCCUGACCAGGUGUCGAUUAAAUCUUCAGGAUCCCAAGACUCUCAUGGGAGUGGUCGAAGAAAUAAUGGAUUUUUCUACAGUGGAAUCUCAGACGAAAAUUUAUUUCCGUUACCGAACGACAUUGAAGUGACCAGAAGUGACGUGAUUUUCGCCAUAAUUGUUUUUAUUAUCCAUUUGGGAGAACUUGUGACUGACUGCACCCUGACGGUGUGGCACUACCGAGAUGGACAAAAAUGGGGGUGUCUCUUCACCGUGACGCUAAUUGCGACAGGGGCUGUUUCCAUGCUGCAUCAGUUUGGAUUUAUUCAGCCAGACCAACUUGAUCGAACGUUCCGGAAAGGAAAGAGGAUGCGACUUUUGGUCAACUGCUUUCCAUUAGCGGCUUCGUCGUUUGUAUCUCUGGAAGGAGCAAUCUCGGCCAAAAAAGCGUUUUCCGAUGGAAUGCAGUCUCAGCAAUAUUUUAGAAUAUUGGAAGUCUCCAGAUGCGUGAUGAGAGUUCAGAGCUUUUUCCAAGCUGCGCCACAAGCUGCGUUACAACUGAUCAUUUUAAUGGAGAAUUUGCAUGACACUUCUUCAGACAAAGUAUGGUUCACAUUUGCAAAUAUUGUCAUCUCUCUUGUGGUCAUGACUAAUGCAAAUCUUCCGUCUAAGACGGACUCUCGGUUAAACGAAGCUCCCAGUAAGGCAGCUUAUCUCCCCUUUACGAGAAUAUUUGUCGGAAUGAGAAUGUUUUCUAGUCUGGGGUCUCGAUGCAUGGCGAUAACCUUCCUGAUGGUGGGUUCCCGUUGUAUCGUGGACCAUCUCGAUCUCAACCACCUUCUCCGUCUCUCAAAUGAUAACAGCACCAGAGAAAAUUAUUCGCAGUAUAUCUCCGAAGACUUUCCCUCCUCGUCGACCUCUUCUGCGGGAUGGUCCACUUUCACGGGCAUCUGUCUCCUCAUCUUUCCUCGAAUAAUUUUCACCAUCACGGAUUAUUGUGCAAUGAAGAGGAGUACUUUACGAAAUAUCGAGCAUUAUCGAGACCAGCCGGAACUUGGGGUCUCAUCUAGUCAUCCGAUCGACCGAGUUCCACUAGGUCGCAUUUUUGUCGGUUAUCUCGCAACUAUUUUCUUUCCUGUGGGGGACCCUUUCUGGUUAUUUUGGUAUUCGUGGUGUGAGGCGGCGAUUUUCAUUAUUUUCGGCAAUGUCGCCUCUUUCACGCAUUCCUGCCUGAAUCGAUGGACGAGUGGGGUUUAUACGACGAUAUUUGUGGUCACGUUUAUCCUUAUCCCAUGCAUCAUCCCGGCCGCGAAGGCUGCAGUCCACAGGAGGAAGAUUGUCAAGGUCAGGAGAAUUUUACAGGUUCAAGUUGUCGACGAUGGUGACCCACCACCACAGGAUUCCAUGUCUUCCGGAAGAAAUGUGACGAAUAAUAAUGAAAUUUGGGGGAAAUAGCAAAAGUAAUAGUAAAUAUGACACUAUUCCUUCUUAGUACAAUAAUUUUGAAUAUUUAUAGUUGUGCAAUAAAAUUUUACCUGAAAGAACGA